Molecule: messenger RNA, 1005 nt
Organism: Melanotaenia boesemani (Boeseman's rainbowfish)
Lineage: Eukaryota; Metazoa; Chordata; Actinopteri; Atheriniformes; Melanotaeniidae
Product: tachykinin-4-like
Exons: 5
Coding region: 153-506 (117 amino acids)
Source: RefSeq, a predicted model, not a curated record
AAGACCACGAGGAGACCUUCAGUCUGGAUUUAACGCACAAAGUGAAGAAGAAACAUUUUUUAGAGGCUAAAUUUAGUCUCCGCAUGCUUCUACAUCAGGGUUAUUUCUGAUAAUUUAUCAUCUGCUGUGGCUCCUGAGUCCGAUAAGUGAUUAUGGAGGCUGUGAAAUGUGUGGCUGUGCUGUUGGUGGUCGUGUUCGUGCAGAUUUUCGGCGCGCUGGGGUCUCCGCUUUCCGGGGAGGACGGUGAGGGCGGAGAGGUGUGGACGGUGGAGAAGUGGCAGGACUACCCACUAGAGAGAGGAAUAACCAUCCGGCUUGCAGACCUAAUAAAGCGUUCCAAAGCUCAGCAGUUCCACGGCCUGAUGGGAAGAAGCCCAGGUGCGUCUCAACCUGUGAGACUGGGCAGGAAAAGAAAUAACAAUAAAGGGGAGAUGUUUGUUGGACUCAUGGGCAGAAGAAGUUCAGGAGGAGACAUGGAAGAAGAGUGGGACUCUGACUCUUACUAAAGAGAAAAAAAAACUGGAGAAAAAAGAAAACAGAAAACUCUUGACAACCCUUAUUAAUGCUCCAUUUAAAAAAACACAACCCUGUUCAGUCCCACGUUGUUGAUCAACAGGACAUAGUGACAAACUGUGACCAAGAAAAACUGUCUAGAAAACUGAAACAAAUGCAAACUUCUGCACUUCAUUACCUCUCCAUCUCUAAUUUACUGUAUGAUGUCACUGAUCAUGUAUAUUUUAAUGAAAUCCAUGCAAAUAUUUAUUUAUUUUUUUUUUUUUUAAGCCACAUCAUUUAUAAUUGGGCGUGUAUCCUUUGUUCUGUUACCGUUGAAGAUCAGCAUUGCUUUGGAAAGCUGCAGCAGCAUGGAUGUUUAUUCAGUGUUUGUUUGAAACACAUCUUUAAUUGUUUAGGGUUUAAAAAAUAAAAUCAUGUUUCAUUCACUUUAUAAGUGUAAAGUAAUGUUCGUAAUGUUGCAGAUAAAUUAAUAAAACCUUGUUUUGGUCA